Molecule: messenger RNA, 669 nt
Organism: Coccidioides immitis RS
Lineage: Eukaryota; Fungi; Ascomycota; Eurotiomycetes; Onygenales; Onygenaceae
Exons: 3
Coding region: 1-669 (222 amino acids)
Source: RefSeq, a predicted model, not a curated record
AUGGAGCAUGAGAUACAAAAUUGGGUGCAAUGGGCCUAUAUAUCAACAUUAAAUACUGAUCUGAUUCCUGAUACUAUUCAGGAGGUGCUGAGCCUUGAGAACUGGGAAGCCAGGAAUGACUCAUAUUUUUAUGAACUUUUUAGAUGCAUGUCAGACCUCUGUAAAGAUUGGAAAUCUAUUUUGCCUGAUUGUUCAAGUGAGACCAAUUCUGUAAAGUCUUUUACUGGGUCAAGCUGUGUGUUGAUUUUGAGAAGUCAGCUCCACAAGGAAAAUAAUAUUUUGAAUAACACAUUCACUCUGUUGAUCUACAUCUGGAAUUCUGUACUCAAGCUCUGGAACUGCUUGACACAGAAACCAGGACUGAGAGAUAUUAAUUUGAAUAACUUCACCCAACAGAAGGUCCAAUCAAGAAAGUCAAAGAUUGUCCAUGUUGAGACUUUGCCAGGAAUUCUGAAUGCAGUCCAGUUGAUAUCUAGUAUGCCAUCUAGAAAAUCUGAUUCAUAUUCAGCUCAGGCAGUGCAAGCUCUGCAGGAGCCAGAGAAUGAUAAUUCAGACAAGAAGAAUUGGAAUUCUUUGCAGAACAUUACAGAGAAUUAUUUUGAGACUGCAAUAAAUUGGUCUGCCUGUUUAAAGAGACCUGCAUCAGUCACAACUGAUUGCAUGUUCUGA